UUGUCUGGUUCGCUUUCCCCCGCGGUCGCUGAUUGGCUCGGCCGGACGUCGUUCACCCCCCGCACCCGCCUCCUGAACGGCCCCUUCCCCUCCCCCCGCCGCAUCCAGGCUGCGGGCUGGCGGCGCGGGGCCGGCCGGGUGCAUGGGGCAGGCGAGCCCGCUGCCUGGCUGGCGUUGCAGGGAGCCCGGCGGCGAGCGCCCAGCCCGGCACGAUGAUGAAGUUUCGGUUCCGGAGGCAGGGGCACGACCCCCAGCGGGAGAAGCUCAAGCUGGAUCUCUUCGCCUUCAACAAGACCGUGGAACAUGGGUUCCCCAACCAGCCGAGCUCUCUGGCCUACGACCCCAAGCUGCGAAUUAUGGCCGUUGGCACCAAAUCGGGAGCUGUGAAAGUAUACGGCGCUCCAGGAGUGGAGUUCACUGGCUUGCACAAGGAGACUGCUGCCGUCACACAGAUACACUUUUUGCCUGGACAGGGUCGGCUGCUGUCCUUGCUGGAUGACAACACCCUGCACCUGUGGGACAUCGACCAGAAGGAUGGCUAUUCGCGCUUGGAGGAGACCCGCAGCUUCAUCCUCCCGGGCCGACCAGGAUUCGACAGCACGAACUCUCCUCCCAGCAUUACCCGGGUGACGGUGAUCCUGCUGAAAUCUGCCUGCGAUGUGGCCUGCCUGGGCACAGAAGGGGGUGGCGUGUACUUCCUGGAGCUCUCUGGCUUAACGCUGCUGGAGGAUAAAACCCUGUAUCAAGAGGAGAUCAUGCAGAGCGUGCCAGACGACUACCGCUGCGGGAAGGCUCUUGGGCCAGUGGAGUCGUUGCAGGAACACCCUCAAGACUUCUCCAAGAUCCUGAUUGGCUAUAGCAGGGGGCUGGUGAUCGUGUGGGACCAGAGCACCAGAAACGUCCACCACCUCUUCCUGGGCAAUCAGCAGCUGGAGAGCCUUGCCUGGGAACGGAGCGGCAGGACGGUGGUGAGUUCGCACAGAACAGAACGACCGCGUUAA
Chrysemys picta bellii (western painted turtle) is the source of this 1001-nucleotide messenger RNA. Lineage: Eukaryota; Metazoa; Chordata; Testudines; Emydidae. The record is from RefSeq and is a predicted model, not a curated record.